This is a messenger RNA of Cynocephalus volans (Philippine flying lemur), 2456 nucleotides long. RefSeq names its product transmembrane protein 41A (gene TMEM41A). Bases 60 to 854 code for a protein of 264 amino acids. NCBI's taxonomy places the organism in Eukaryota, Metazoa, Chordata, Mammalia, Dermoptera, Cynocephalidae. The transcript is spliced from 5 exons. The record is from RefSeq and is a predicted model, not a curated record.
GGUCCCGGCACUGCAACUAGGCUCCUCGGCGGUCCAGCGGGCCGGGGUGCGGCGCCGUCAUGCGCCCGUUGUUCGGGCUCCUCCUAGUCUUCGCCGGCUGCACCGUCGCCCUAUACUUGCUGUCGACGCGACUGGCCCGCGGGCCGAGACUGGGCUCCGCCGAGGAGGCCGGAGGCAGGUCACUGUGGUUCCCGUCAGACCUGGCAGAGCUGCGGGAGCUCUCUGAGGUCCUUCAAGAGUACCGGAAGGAGCACCAAUCCUACGUGUUACUGCUCUUCUGCAGCGCCUACCUCUACAAACAGGGCUUUGCCAUCCCUGGCUCCAGCUUCCUGAAUGUUUUAGCAGGUGCUUUGUUUGGGCCAUGGCUGGGGCUUCUGCUGUGCUGUGUGUUGACUUCAGUGGGCGCCACAUGCUGCUACCUGCUCUCUAGUAUUUUUGGCAAACAGCUGGUUGUCUCCUACUUUCCUGAUAAAGUGGCCCUAAUGCAGAGGAAGGUGGAGGAGAACAGAAACAGCUUGUUUUUUUUCUUACUGUUUUUGAGACUUUUCCCCAUGACACCAAACUGGUUCUUGAACCUCUCAGCCCCGAUUCUGAACAUCCCCAUUGUGCAGUUCUUCUUCUCAGUUCUUAUCGGUUUGAUCCCAUACAAUUUCAUCUGUGUGCAGACAGGCUCCAUCCUGUCAACCCUCACCUCUCUGGAUGCUCUUUUCUCCUGGGAAACUGUCUUUAAGCUAUUGGCCAUUGCUCUGGUGGCCUUAGUUCCUGGAACCCUCAUUAAAAUAUUUAGCCAGAGACACCUGCAACUGGACAAAACAAGCAGUGCCAAUCAUAUAAAUAGUAGGAAAGUCACGUGAUCUGAAUUUUCUGUUUGUCCCUGAAAUGAGUGUGGUCCUCUAAAUCCCUGCAUUGUUUUAAAAUUACCCUCAAGAGGUGAUUUGGACACUCUAUUCAUCUGUGUGUGCAAUGUUUUGUCAUAAAGGACACUCUGUGCUCUAGAAGAUGAAUCAUAUCAGGUUUUCAAACCAGCCCUGGUUUAGCAGGACUCUCUGCAAAAUGGAUGGCCUCCUAGAAAGUCCUGUUUAUAUUUUAUUGAAUAACAAGGAACUCUGGAUAGUCUGUUGUAUUUACCUCUUGCCAGCCCCUGAGCUGCCUUGGGAGAAGGUGCUGAUUGUCCUUGUCCAGAGUGCCUCUUGCAAAGUGACAGGCUAUUGUGACAGGUGUUCUCCUGUUAAGUCCCUGUGGAUGUUAUUAGUAUUAAUGUUAUGACAUGUGAACUCACACCACCGACAUCACUCUUCACCUUGUUAGUCUCUUAAAGAGUGUUCCUUCCAGACCUUUUUGCUGAUGAUCUACCUCUUCCAUAAGUCAAGGGAAACAAGCUGACAACUGCUUAGGACUUCCAUUGUGCUCAUAUGCACAGUAAUUUCUGUGAUGCUCUUGUGUUCAGACUCUGAUGUUACCAUGUAUGUCAAAUCUCCUUAUGGUUGCACGUCCUGACAAUUAAGCUGAUCUCAAACAGACUAUUAAAUAUGAAUGGUACAAACUGUAUGGUAUGGAUACAUUCUGGAAUUUCUCAGGAAAUUGGACAGGGCAGGACCCUUGAUUCACCUGAAUCAAAUGACCAUCUAUACGUUUUAUAACCUGUCCUUUCUGCAUGGGAAUCCUUUCUAUAUCCUGCUAGGAGAGUGGAUUCAGUACACUAGGCUGUCAUCCAGUGUACCCUCUGAAUGUUUUUCAUUUUGUCAUUUGCCGAGAAUAACUGAGAAAUAAUUGUAUGUUCUCUUUUAAUUCAAAGAGGAAAACCUGGUCUGAUUACUUUGUUGUUUUGUAUCUUAAUCAUCUAAAGCUGUCAUUGCUUCCCACAGCUGUAGUAUUGAAUUGGCUUGUUUUGUCCAAUUGAGUUAUUGCUGCCAAGGUCAGAUGGACCUUGGCACCUAAAGUGACCAACUCUGUGAUCCCAUAUUCUACAAGAGUAACUCAUUACUUCCCAGAACUGUUGCUCUUGGGCAUCAUCUGCUAGGUUUUUUAUUUGGCUUGGCCAAAAAUCUUGCCAAGGCUUUAAUCUAGGUCUCUUGCUCUAAAUGAAUUCUUGGAAAUACUUAUGUUCCAUACGAAGGAUGAUUUCCAAGUGGUAUUUUUUGGACAUAGUAUGAUCCUUUCACACCAAGGAUUUCAUUUUUUAAAGUGUGUUUCUUUAAAAGAAGCCUUGAUAAUGAAUGGGGGUAAAGAGGCGGCAGACUAGAUUUUGAAGUCAGAGGCUCUUAGUGUUCUGGAAUAUGGGGAGGAAAAGAGAAACAAGGAAGGUUUCCACACUACUGUAUUGCAAAUGUGAGUGAGCCCCUUUUCAGGAUCCUUGUAUUUGUGCCCCUCCUCCCCCGUGAUUUUACAACAAGGUGCCUUAUCAGUUGUGUGUUUAUGGGUAAAGCAGUUUCCCAAAUAAAUGGAUAUAAAUGUUC